AUGCGUUCUCCGGUCCACCCCCAACUCCCCGUCCUUCACGGCGUCCUGCCCCUUGUCUCCUUCCGCCUCGCGAUGGUGAUUGCUGGCGACCCGUGGCCAUCGCCAAAGCCCGCUGCCUCUGCGUCAAAGGUGAGCGGAAGGUCACCGCCGGUGUCUGCCUCGGGGAGUGCUGCAAUGAAGCCGCCAGUCCCCCCUGCCCCGAAGCCAGCGCCCUCUGUCGCUGGUGUCUCUGCGAGUCCGACUCCGGACCUCAUGUCAAUUGAGGUUCCGGCAUCACUCCUGCCUGCCCCGUCUCCCCCUGUUGCUGAGCCGGGCCCUUUUGCGCUCUCCGCUCCUGCUCUGCCGGCUAUCCCUGUAAAUCCUGCGGCGCCGUCUGCUGUUGCCGAUCCUGGUGUUGCGUCGCCCGUGCCUGAACUCCCUGCGGCAUCGCCCGCCGUUGAUGUCCCUGUUGCACUCGACGUGGCUGUUGGUUCGUCGCCAAUGGCGGUGUCCGCCACCACUGGCGGCCCGGGCCCGUUUGUAGCGCCAGCGGGCGCCGUCCAGGCGGCCCCUAUUGCUGCACCUGUGGGUCAGCAGCUGGGCCAACGCUCCUCCCGCCCGCAUUCUCCUGCGCCUCGUGAGGAGCGGGAGUCGUUGCGGCGCCGUCGUGAUUCUCCACGGCGUAACUGUUCGCAGGCGAACUGGCAUGCGCAACGUGGCGGUCGUGGGGGGUGGGCGGGAGGUCGCGGUUAUGGCGGCGGCGUGGCGUAUGUUCAGCCGAUCUCCCUUGCGGACGUGCAGCGUGUUGUCUCGGCAGCGAUACGCGAGAAGAGGGCAGUGCAGCGCCUUGCUCCUGCUCCAGCGGCUCCUCCUCCGGCCACUCGUCAUGUGGCUGCGGCUCCGCCACCUCAGGCUGUUGCCCCGGCUCCCCUUGUCCCUGCUCUGACUCCCUCCGUCCCUGCCGCAUCUGCUACCGCACGUGAUCGCCGCUUGCGGCUACCGUGGGUUCCUCCAGUGGCGGGACUGGAAUUUGUGACUGCGGCAGGUGGAGCGGUGACGGCACAGUACCCGCCUCUGCUGCCUGCUGAUCCCGUUCCCCCAUCUGCUCUCGAUGCACCGAUCCUCCCGACCUUGCCUGGGCCUCCUCGCAUGGCUGAGGGGAAUUCCCUGGAUGGAGGCCCUCGGGAUGAGUGCCUCGAUGCGGCGGAUCGGCUCGUCGAGCUCCUGGCGCCCGUGCUGGCUGCGCCCACACGGGGUGUAAUUGCGGGUGUUGGGCAGCUUGGAACGGCUGUCCGUGGGUUGAAGCGGGUCCUGCGCGCUGGUACUGGAGACGAAGUGAUCGGCGCAAGCGCGGCGGUGGUGCGGGAGCUUCACCGUUCUCAGACUAGGCUUCUUGCAGUUCAUGACGCGGAUCAAUACUAG
Messenger RNA from Closterium sp. Naga37s-1, 1401 nucleotides. Lineage: Eukaryota; Viridiplantae; Streptophyta; Zygnematophyceae; Desmidiales; Closteriaceae. The record is from the annotation of a GenBank genome assembly.